GACGCCUAGGACGCCCUGGGAGCCAUGGGCGAGCUCCUGUUUUUCAGGGCGCACACGGCCUUGCACCCGGACCACCUGUGGAUCUGGGAAAGGUCCGUGUACGUGGACGAGAACCAGCGUACCUGGCUGCCCAUAAUCAUCGAGAUGGAGAGUAGCCUCCAAGUACUCAUGCGGCAGGAAGAUGUGCUCCUGGGGGAGGCUGUGUGCCCCGGCCUGUUAGCCCCCGGCCUGCUGCCCUCCAUGUGGCAGCGCUACCCUGGAAGACGAUACCGAGGCUCAGACUCCAGUUUCUGGCGCAUCGUGUACCACAUCGAGUUCAGUGGCACGGAGGAGAUGCUCCUUGAGCAGCUGCCGGACCCGGAGUAUGAGUGA
This is a messenger RNA of Neofelis nebulosa (Clouded leopard), 372 nucleotides long. It is a transcript of the gene TCL1A, whose product is annotated as TCL1 family AKT coactivator A. NCBI's taxonomy places the organism in Eukaryota, Metazoa, Chordata, Mammalia, Carnivora, Felidae. Bases 25 to 372 code for a protein of 115 amino acids. Gene Ontology annotation, molecular function: protein serine/threonine kinase activator activity. The record is from RefSeq and is a predicted model, not a curated record. Gene Ontology annotation, biological process: positive regulation of peptidyl-serine phosphorylation. The transcript is spliced from 3 exons.